Molecule: messenger RNA, 740 nt
Organism: Poecilia reticulata (guppy)
Lineage: Eukaryota; Metazoa; Chordata; Actinopteri; Cyprinodontiformes; Poeciliidae
Product: interferon gamma 1-like
Biological process (GO): immune response
Cellular component (GO): extracellular region
Molecular function (GO): type II interferon receptor binding
Source: RefSeq, a predicted model, not a curated record
CUUGGCAGACGGUCCUCCGAGUCGCUCCGACAGGGAUCGAAAACAACCGGCUAUCGCAUCGGGAUCGCUCCGGGAAUCAAACCGACAUCUCAGCAGACAGACAGACAGACAGACAGAGGAGCGGCAUGAUGAUGAGGAUGGGCUCUGUGAUGAGGAAGGUGGUCUGCCUGUUGGCGUGGCUGUCUGUGGGUCAGGUCAGCGGGUCGUACCUCCCUCAGGACAUGAACAGAACCCUGCAGGACCUGCUGCAGCACUAUAAAAUCUCUAAAUCGGAUAUAUAUGAUGGAAAGCACGUGUUCCCCAAAGAAGAACUGAAAGGCAAAAUGGAGUCCCAGAUGUUGUUUAUGGGCGGCGUUUUGGAGGCGUAUGAGAAGCUGAUUGUACACAUGCUGAAGGAGCUGCCCACUCCAAGCCCGCUGUCGGCCACCAGCGGGGACAAAGCGGACACGUCGGGCCCCAGCACCGCCGAGCCGUCGGCUGCCGGCGACACCAGGUCCAACCUGAUCAAAGUUUUACAGAAGAUCAGGGAGCUGAAGCAGCACAGCUACAAGGAGCAAGUCAAGAUUCUCCACGAACUGCAGAAACUCAAACACAUUGAGAUGGACAACAUCAAGGUGCAGGGCAAAGCAUUGUGGGAGCUGCCGUGGAUUUACGAGAAAGCGAACUCGCUGGCAGACAACGUCAUGAGGAGGCGGCGGCGGCGGCGGCAGACCAGGACCAAGUCUCGCCUGGGAGCCUGA